Messenger RNA from Closterium sp. Naga37s-1, 561 nucleotides. The record is from the annotation of a GenBank genome assembly. NCBI's taxonomy places the organism in Eukaryota, Viridiplantae, Streptophyta, Zygnematophyceae, Desmidiales, Closteriaceae.
AUGGCCACUCUCAGUGUACAUUCGUUCGAUGCGGAGGGCCGUCCGAUACAGUUCGACGCGUGGCUAGAUGACCUGCAGCUGUACUUACUGAGCGAUUCUAAGGACGGUGUCUCGCUGUUUGACCUCACGUCUGGCGCCUCUCUCCCCCUCCCGACACAGCUGACAGUGCGACUCGAUCACAUUGGCUUACCCCUGUCCGCCUUUGCCACAGUAGCCGACCUCGUCACUCACCUUCGCACUAGUGACACUCGCUACCGCGCUGCGCUUCCCGCCGAGUUUCUCACCAAGAACCCUCCUCCCAUGUACAUCACUCUCUACUUCAUAGUCACCAGCCUCCCUGACUCUCUUAGCGCUGUCAGGGACCUCCUCCUCGCCCUUGACCCCACCGACCUCACUGUCGACCUGCUCGAGAAGCACCUCCUAGCAGCUGAGACUAGCAUAGUCGCUGUAGGCGCUUCUCGUGGCACUCCUUGCACUCCCUUAUUUGAGGGGUGUUCGCCCUCCCCCCUUGUCCCCUCAGUCGCCUCUGCUGCAGCUGUUGACUACCUUCGUGCUGAGUAG